Messenger RNA from Colletotrichum siamense, 927 nucleotides. RefSeq lists its product as uncharacterized. Bases 1 to 927 code for a protein of 308 amino acids. The transcript has a single exon. Lineage: Eukaryota; Fungi; Ascomycota; Sordariomycetes; Glomerellales; Glomerellaceae. The record is from RefSeq and is a predicted model, not a curated record.
AUGGUCCGGAAGCUGCUAUCGACCAUGGAACUUCUCUUUGGUGAAGGCACCGGUCCCCGGUUUCGUUCAAGCUUCACUUCCAGAAACGCGGAUAACACGGCACCAGGCGAGAACAACAUCGUGGACAAAUGUUCCAACAUGCUCUGCCUUAGUCCGGAGUUGCAUCGGUUCUGGGAGAAGGGACUUCUUGCUCUAGAGCCCGUGGGCCACUGCCGAAGGCUGAAGGGUUCUGGGGACUCUUGGGAAGCCCUAGACAUGAAGCUCAGCGAACUCAACCUUGAUGGCACCAGUCGAGAGGACGAGGAAACCGAUGAGAAGCUGUCGUCGAUGUUCACCUCCGCCUCCGACACGGAACCAGUUAUAACUCACUAUGUUCCCAGCAAGAGGUCAAGCCAAGUCGACAUGGACCUUGACCACGAUGUCAAAAACCGGCGGACAGAUGAGAAGGGCAAAACGCCUGACACCUUCGGCAAGGGACAACCGCUUCUCAAGCAGGACAUGGACGAUAGGUACGAGCACGGCAUCGUGCUCCGGUUCCAUUGGCUGCCUGCCACGACCUUGACCAAGCUUGACGCGAAAACCCCCCCUCUCGACACCAAUCCAUGCGACAUACAAGCACCCGACGAUAACUUUACGUCGCAGCACUAUACAUUUUCAGGACGUCCAGUUGCUGAUGAAUGUAUCAUCAGGAUCUGGGCAAAGAACCCGGAUGAGCUUCCUGACUGGGACGCGUUGCAACUUCAAUGGGUUGCUCUCAGGAUUCUGCGCUUGGGUGGAGCUGCUGACCCGGGCAUUUACGACCCGCACUGGACCGACGACGACGAGAAUUUCAGCUUUCGAGUUGAGAACGAUAGUGAGUCACUCGUCCAAGAGCUUGUCGACGAGAUGGCCUCAUCCGCGAGGUAUUCCACGAACACCUACGAAUAA